UGGAAGUUAGCGCUGGUUAGACACCGUGGCAGGUUUUUGGAUUCGUAACGAGUGAUUCAUCCUCUCAACAAUAGACGCUCUUUGAGUCGGAGCGCGUCUGCAAAAUGAAUUCCACGGUGUCGUCAGUUCCGUAAAGCGUCCCUCCUGCAUUCAUUAAAAAAGAAGAUAGAGGAUUAUUUACGAAGACUCUGAAGAGAAACGCAGUUAGAACAAGACUUAACCCGGCUAUGUCAUUAAAAUAUUCCUAAUUAAGAACACUGCAUUUUUUCCUACUGGCAGUUUUUCCUUGGACUGACAAAAGACACAUCAGUCUCCGCUAAUCUCCGCCAGUGGUCUGGGAUGCACUGGCGUUAGCCGGUUAUUAGCUUGCUCGUUAGCUUUACCGAACAGCUCUGUUUUUUACGACGGGGACCCGACACACCGACACAGUGCAUUAUGACAGACAGCAUUAUGAGUAAAGCUGCCACGAUGGAGAUUCCUAUCAACAGUAACGGCGACACGGGGACACUAGCAGAAGACGACAGCCUUGAACAGGCUGCAAAGCUGCAGUGGAGCUUAGAUGAGAAGGUAGGGAGCUCCAGAGGCACCAGGGACCUACAGCAGGUGAUGGUAUCGGGUCCGAAUCUCAACGAGACCAGCAUUGUAUCCGGGGGGUAUGGAGGAACAGCAGAGGGUAUCAUCCCCACCAGCUCAAUCAAAGGUUCCAACAUGCACCACAGCAGCAGCAGCUCUUCAAUGACGGCAGAGGAAACAACCCGAGGUGUUGCUGUGGAGAAAAUAGAAACAGUGAAGAAGUGGGGUCUCAACACUUACAAGUGUACAAAGCAAAUGAUCUCGGAGCGUUUCGGUCGGGGUUCCAGGACUGUGGACCUGGAGCUGGAGGCCCAGAUCGAGGUGCUGAGAGACACGAAACGGAAAUAUGAGAAUGUGCUGCGAUUGGCCAGAGCGCUGACCAACCACUUCUACAACAUGGUGCAGACGCAGCAUGCGCUGGGUGACACCUUUGCUGAUCUCAGUCAGAAAUCCCCAGAGCUACGGGAUGAGUUUGGCUACAAUGCAGAGACUCAGAAGUUGCUGUGUAAGAAUGGAGAGACUCUACUUGGUGCCAUUAACUUCUUUGUGUCCAGCAUCAACACACUGGUCAAUAAGACCAUGGAGGACACCCUGAUGACGAUCAAGAUGUAUGAGAAUGCCAGAUUGGAGUUUGACGCGUACAGGUCAGACCUGGAGGAACUGAGUUUGGGUCCGAGAGACGCUGUAGCCAUGGCCCGCAUAGAUGCUGCUCAGCAACAGUACCAAGUCCAUAAGGACAAGUACGAACGGCUCCGCUCAGACGUCACCAUUAAACUCAAGUUCUUGGAGGAGAAUAAGGUGAAGGUGAUGCAUAAGCAGCUCCUCCUCUUCCAUAAUGCCAUCUCGGCAUACUUUGCUGGCAACCAGCAGCAGCUGGAGCAGACGCUGAAGCAGUUCAACAUAAAGUUGAGGCCUCCAGGGGCCGACAAGCCCUCCUGGUUAGAGGAGCAGUGAGAGUGCCUGCUGGACCUCCUGCAGUCCUCUUUUCGACCACCUCCACCUGUUACCUGUUGAAACCCCCAACUUACAGAGGACCACUACAGAGGGAAACGUAUAGAUCACUGGGUGGAAGAAGAGAUGAGAUGAGCGUGUGACUGUAUGAUUGAACAGAUGAAUUGCAGGGUAUUAUUGAUAAAUGGGCCAAAUGCAGAAGGAAAACAAGUGGCCAGUUUCAUGAACAGUCAGGGGGCUUUUAGUGCCUCUCCUACCAACUCCCUUUUUUUCACUCUAAUCCUAUUUGUGCUUUGUUCCCAGAGAGACUGUUCAUCUCUCCCUCCUCUCUUUCUCCUAUUUGACUUGACCCCCUUGUAUCUCAACACUGUUUUGCUGUGUGAGCUUGUGUUAGUCAUGUUUAUGGCCAUUAUUGUACUUCUCAAGUGCUCCCAGUGCUCUGAGUUCAACUUCAACCCAACACCAUCUUAGUAACAGAGACAGAUGAGAACAGGCAAAAUGGUAGAAAACCAUUAUAACACACACAGAUGUAACCAAACACUACAUCAAAACUCUUCCAGACCUUAUCCCUCUCCUUGUGUGCCUCCUUAUAUAUGAGCUAAUGUACUAAAUGAACACGUGGCCUGGAGGAAUAAAGAUAAGUUCUGAAAAAGA
Molecule: messenger RNA, 2178 nt
Organism: Thunnus maccoyii (southern bluefin tuna)
Lineage: Eukaryota; Metazoa; Chordata; Actinopteri; Scombriformes; Scombridae
Gene: arfip2b
Product: ADP-ribosylation factor interacting protein 2b
Exons: 9
Coding region: 436-1527 (363 amino acids)
Biological process (GO): regulation of Arp2/3 complex-mediated actin nucleation; intracellular protein transport
Cellular component (GO): trans-Golgi network membrane
Molecular function (GO): phospholipid binding; protein domain specific binding
Source: RefSeq, a predicted model, not a curated record